AAAUAUAAAGCUAAUUUUACUGGUAUUGUUUUCUCUAAAUAUAAAGAUCCAGUGACGAAUGAAUUUGUUCUAGAAGGAGGAGCCCUGGUGUUCGCAGAUAUGGGCAUUUGCGCCAUUGAUGAGUUUGACAAAAUGGACGAAUCAGACCGUACUUCUAUACACGAAGUCAUGGAGCAGCAAACUGUUAGCAAUGCUAAAGCUGGUAUCACUACAUCUUUAAAUGCAAGGACUGCUGUUCUUGCCGCUGCUAAUCCUGCUUGCGGAGCCCAGUUGAAAGAAUGCUUAGAGGAAUAUGCAGCCUUGAAUGUGUGGCAGAUUCAUCCAAAUACGUUCGACAUCCGUUUUGAGUUCUUAGAUACGCUCACUUUUUUAAGUGUCUUUGGCUAUGUUCUACUGUGCUUUUGUGGUUCUCAUUCUGGUACUGAAUUGAAACAGAAUCGUACGAGUAUUGGUGUGGCUACUUCAUGCUUUAUUUUCUGCAAUGAUGUUAUUUGUUAA
This is a messenger RNA of Striga asiatica, 498 nucleotides long. The record is from the annotation of a GenBank genome assembly. NCBI's taxonomy places the organism in Eukaryota, Viridiplantae, Streptophyta, Magnoliopsida, Lamiales, Orobanchaceae.